UUUCCGUUCGCCGUGAGGAAAAGAGGAGGUUAGUUUCGUAGACAACGCACUUUGAUACAUGAACUGUGAAGACCAGGUUGCGAGGAGCAUGACACAAGGCUCAUAGGUCGAAUAUGGCUAUGAGAGAAUUAAAAAUCUGCCUUCUUGGGGAUACGGGGGUUGGGAAGUCAAGUAUAGUUUGCCGAUUCGUCCAAGACACCUUCGAUGUCAAUACUCUGCCCACAAUUGGUGCAUCCUUCAUGACUAAGACUGUGAGCUGUGGAAAUGAGCUCCAUAAGUUUCUGAUUUGGGAUACAGCUGGACAAGAGCGGUUCCACUCGUUGGCUCCAAUGUAUUACCGUGGAUCGGCCGCAGCUGUUAUAGUUUACGACAUCACCAAUGAGGAAUCGUUCUACACUUUGAAGAAAUGGGUAAAAGAAUUGAAGGAGCACGGGCCUGAGAAUAUUGUGGUGGCGAUUGCUGGAAACAAGUGUGACCUCGCUGACAUGAGAGAGGUCACAGUGAAGGAUGCCUUGGAAUAUGUUAAGUUCAUAAACGCAAUUUUUGUUGAAACGAGUGCAAAGAAUGCCAUUAAUGUUGCUGAGCUGUUUGAAAGAAUCAGUCAGCAAAUUCCACCUCUGGAUCCCUCUCAGAUCAGCAGCAACGGAGCUUUUAAAGUUGGAAGGCACACGGUGCAGUCGAGUAAGCGUUGCUGCUGAAUUUUGCUGGAGAUCAAGGCCAAGCAGUAUUGAAUCAUCAUCCUCAUACCAAGCAGCCGAACAGGGAAAAAAAGAAAAACAAAACUUUUUUUUUGUGUUAUUGUUUGAAUUACUUAGCAGUCUCAAGGUUAUUUCUCAGUUGUUGGACUGCUGGCUCUUUCAUUCUAGCACACUGUUGUCCUGCUUUCAUUAAAUUACUGUAAGGAGUUCCACAGAGAGUAGAUGCACUAUGAAUACAAACAUUAAAAUGCCAGUUAUUAUUUUUGUUCACCUUCUUUCAUCCUUGGAUAUUUUUUGGCCUUUAUUCUUGUUUUCUGAGCACAGUGAUUCAAGUGUUUUUUAAACCUACUUUUUGAAUAUCCAGAAGCAAAUUAUGUUUUUCCUUGUUGUAAUACUAAUUUAUGUGCCUGGUUCAAAGGUCUAAAGGUAAAUAUCUGUAACUUAGCCUCUUUCAAAAGUGGAGCAUUCAUUAAUUUCUAACUGAUCGGAAAGAAAUGAACUAAUAACUAAAUACCUGUGGGACAUUGUACAAGGCAAAAACUGUCUGCAAACCCUUCAGUGUUCCUUUCAUGUGCCAUACUUAAAAUGUGUUAAGGUGCAUGGUUAUAUGAAAGUUAAAAUUUAUCCUAUAAUAAUCCUGGGGGAUUAAUGAUGAAAAAAACUCGUGAAUGGCAAUGGACAAUGAAGUCCAGAAAGAUCAGAAUAUAGAACAGUAACAUUUACUGCUACCUGAUUACAACUAGGGUGUGAGUGGACAUCAACAUCUUUGUAGCCAGCUGGAGAAAUCUGUCAGGAUUUUUACUUCUCACUAGUCAGUGAUUCCUGUGCAUGGAAUGUAGCAAAGCUAUGGCCCUUUCUGCUGGUGGUAGGGAUAAAUAGCUUGCCAUACUUACUGCAUAUAACCAUAAGUGCCAAGAAAUACUGGUUAAUCCCCACUAAGAAUCAGUGACUUCAGGAGAGAGGUAUAGAAGAGAGUGUGGGUGGGUGGGGGGAGGUGGAGUAUGAUAUUAAUGAAAACAGUCUCUCUAGGAAUGGGAGAAAUUACCAGGUCUUAAUUAACAAUACAAUUUAAAGAACUAGAGUAGUUUGGGUUUAAAGGAUGAAAGAAAUCAUGCUUUAUGUAAACAUGGCUCUGCAGUUGUUCCAUAUAUUAGUGUACUGAAUCAACUGCCUAAUGGCAAAGAGCAUUUAAGAUUAAAAUUUGCAUCCCAUUAAUUUACAUAAUCUGGUGCAAGCAAUACCUGUAUUUAUGUAAGCAUGUACGUAUAUAUGUAUGCUGCUUUUCCAACUCAUGCUUCAAGUCCAAGCAGUCUUUAUACUUGUACUUCCAUUUCUGUCACUAGCCAGUGUUGUGGACCAGUUGAGUUUGACUCUGAUCUUGUUCCAAUUUGUGUUGAAUUAUGAAUAAAUUAUGUCAUGUGGACAUGUAUUUGGAACUGGAUUGAAACUGCUCCAUACGCUCUGUAUUUUUGACCUUUAUCUUUCCAAAACAUAAAAGAACCAUUCAGUUCUUCAAACCUGUUCCUCCCAUUGACUGUGAACAGUUUGCUCUUCAAAGGUAAAUGGAUGAAAUUUUGGAUAGCUAUGUGAGUCUGCUUUCCCCAUCACUCUACCUUGAACCAUUACUUUCGUUAACAUAAUUUCAUUCUCCUACCAGUUUGUAAAUCAUUGUGUAUAAUAUAUGACCAGCAUUUACUGUAAGUUGCAAGCAACUCUCCUCCCUUUUCCAUCAGUUUUUGCUAAGCAGGUUGGUGCAAGUCAAAGAUUAAAAAAAUGCAACACCUUCUACAGGGCAUUUGGUCCCUGGGAGCAUUUGUGGAUCUCCUUCACCAAUUAUACUGGAGGUUUCUUAAUGAAUUGCACAAAGCCUGAACCAGGAAGUGUAAAUUAGAUUUUGUUCAUGUUUUAAUAUUAAAACAAAGAAGGGGAAAGAGUGAAUAAAGCGAUAGAAAGAAAUGAAACUGUCAAUAUAAUUCUGAUCUUUAACAAUUACAAAAAAUUGAAUGAAUAAGACUCCACUCUUGUAAAAAAAAUAAUUUUCAAUGCGAAAGAAAUUGUUUGGCAGUAAUAAUUACGCCAUUGUGGAAUAUUUGGACCAAAAAUCGGCAAUCCUUAGUUUUCUAUGGUGAACUUAAUCUGUGUCCAUGAUACAAUGAUCAGAACUUCAUGCUGUUCAUUUUUGAAUAAGAUACCCUAUGGCAAUUGCAAGUUUAGUGCAGAUUAUUAAGUAAUAAUGCACCUUAGCCAACAGUUUAGAUUUUUGCAUAUCUGUGUAGUGCUUCAAUUUGUACAUAAAUUGAAACAGCAUUAUGAACAUCAUGGUUGUUUUUACAGUAAAUUCUGGCCAAGUGUUUUUGAUACUCUCAUAUCUUCAAUACUUCCCCUAACUAUACCUCUACCCCUUUCUUUGAAGAGAUUAAUCAACACAACCAAUCAACAAUUGAUUUUGCUACAUGUUUACAUAUCCAUUGUGUUAUUUGCUGUGCAUUUCUUUCAGUGCAUCACAGAUUCAAAGCGAUUUACUAUCAAGGAGACCAUUCAGCCUAUCAUAACCAUGCCAAGCAAAACCAACCCAUUUCGGAUCAUCUCAGUUCUUAGCUCUCAGUCUGUAGCCUCAAACUGUAGUUACUCAUCCAAUUAUUUCAGUGUGAUGAGGAUUUCUGUCUUUACCAUCCUUUCAGAAAAUAGCACUAGACCCUUAUCACUCUCUGAAUGAAAACCAAAUCUCAUUUUCCCCGCUCAGCCUUCUACAGAUUAACACAUCUUUGAACCCCUGAUGUUGUGCUCUCAUCCUAAGUGACUGCAUUGCUACAUAUGAUUUUUCUACUUGCUGUCAUCGUAUAUGGAAUGGUUAAUUUACCCUGGCCUUGUGCAGCAUUUAAGGCUCUGCCAUAUUAUAUAUGACUUGUAUAUUUUUAAGUUCUGCUUCCAUUAUGUCAGGCAAGCUCAUGGAUGAGAGGUCAGUGAGUGACAUGCCCCUAGGUUUCAGGGAAAGCCUUCUAUUGUUGGCCAUUAGUAACUUAAGAAGUGUAGCACAAUGUUUUUCUUUACAUUAUUCUUAUUCCGGACUGCUCUGUGGUUAAGGAUUUGGCUUUAUAUGAGCUCUUUGUUGUGAAAGAUGGCCCAGAUUGGGAAUGUAGGAAGAGAUCUCCUUACUCUAUAACAUUGGCACAACAAAUAUGUUCCAAUCCCUCUGCACUGCCUGAACAUUAUUCUGCAGAAACCAGAAAGGCUUACAGAUGUGUGAAUAGUAGGUUACUGAAAUAAACCAAUUACUUUUAUAAUUAUUCAAACACCUUGAUUUGACUCAUUCAACAUUAAUACAAAUCAAAUUAUUUGGUAGUUAUAAACUUGAUGUUUGUGGAAGCUUGCCAUAUGUAAAUUGGUUGCCUCAUUUCCUAAAUUACAACAGUGAUCGCAAAGAUACUUCAAUGGCCAUGAAGUGCUUUGUGAUUUUCUGAGAAUCUUUGGUAGUUUAAUUAUUGAACCUCUGUUGCCAUUGAUUUCUUUAAUUGUCUUGGUUUAAUAACCACAUAGUCAUUUAUCAUGUAGACUUUGAGAAUGAUUACUGAAUUAUCACAUUUUAUGGUUGACUGGUGUAACAUUCUGCAUAAAAGCAUCACAACUAGAUUUUGGUUUUGAUGUAAUCAUAAUUAUAUAGAUACUGCAAAUGAAUCCACAUGUUGUUCACGUAACAUUGGAAAAUGUGGCUACCAUUGUAAAGGAAAAUCUAUGUUGCAGUGUUGUGACUCGAGGACAUAUUUUCACAAUAAUCUACAUCAAUAAGAGCAUAAUGUUUUUGAUGACUAGACAUCAUGGCAACAGUUUGGGUAUUUUGUCAUUCAAGUGUAUCUCAUUUUAGUGCCAAGUAUAUUUUAAUUUUUGUUUAGAUUGGGCUGGCCCCAUGUAGAACAUGCCAAUUGAAUGGGUACAAUGCCUGUGUUACUCUCUACUAAUGCUGUAUAGUAUGACUAUAGGUAUAGUGACGUGGCUGAAGAGAUACUGCCUUUAUCACAAGGUAAGCAGUUUCAAUGUACCUUUAAUAAACAUU
This is a messenger RNA of Pristis pectinata (smalltooth sawfish), 4749 nucleotides long. It is a transcript of the gene rab31, whose product is annotated as RAB31, member RAS oncogene family. Gene Ontology annotation, molecular function: GTP binding; GTPase activity. The record is from RefSeq and is a predicted model, not a curated record. Bases 114 to 698 code for a protein of 194 amino acids. Lineage: Eukaryota; Metazoa; Chordata; Chondrichthyes; Rhinopristiformes; Pristidae. The transcript has 7 exons.